AUGUGUUCCGCUAAGUGGCGAAGAAGCCGAGGAUCUGAGAAGCCCGAGAACUCGGCUGUGAUAUCACCGGAGACCACGAGGCCUAGAGCCGAUGAAGCCGAGGUUUCUCACCCUUCUCCAUGUCUUCUAGCCCUAAGGGUGAUAAUUCCUCUUGUGAAGUGGUGUCUCGAGCCGUUAUGCAACCUCUUGAUUAAAAAGCGACAUGGCCAUCAUCAAAAGGUUUUGAUCGUGGACUCAGUCCCAAUCAAUGCUUGGUAUAUCGAGAAGGUCCUUCGGGCUGCUCUUUUUGAUGCACAAACAUUACAUUCAUCACUUGACCAACACGAGCGGGAUCAGUUGGUCAAGAAAUUCAAUGAUCCAGGUGAUUUGAAAGUGCUGAUUACCACAUAUGAUGUUGGCUCAGACUCAAUUUGCACAAAGCUUGCAACUGUGUUAUUCUCACUUUGCCAGGUAGGAGCUGGAGCCAAGAAGCUCAGCAGGACGCGCGCUUCGAAUAAUGGUUGUCAAAUCAAUCGUUCUCUCUCACCACACACAUUCCCUGGAAGUGUGCUGAUGUGCCAACAGUUGGACCCUGGUUCACACUGUUAUCCCAUUGCGGCCUAUAACGAUCCAUAG
This is a messenger RNA of Penicillium samsonianum, 615 nucleotides long. RefSeq names its product Helicase C-terminal. The coding region runs from base 1 to 615 and encodes 204 amino acids. Lineage: Eukaryota; Fungi; Ascomycota; Eurotiomycetes; Eurotiales; Aspergillaceae. The transcript is spliced from 5 exons. The record is from RefSeq and is a predicted model, not a curated record.